AUGCGCGUUAAAACGCUGAGGCAGAUAAAGAAUCAACGGGGACACCGGAAUAACCAGCAUAAUCAUCCGCCACACCACCACCACAGCCAUGGUGUCGCCGCCGUUGCUGCCAUUGAUGCGCGGUUCUUGUCCCCCGAGCGACUGAACGCGAUCGUGAACUGCAUGAAUCCGCCGUACAGGAUGCCGCCACAGCCGCUCGGUGCUUACGGUAUGCAGCAACAGCAACAGCAGCAGCAUGACCAUCCCCACCACCACCCCAGCAUACCGGGCACGGCCUCGACGGAGGUGCACGUCCUCAGCCCGCCCCUGCGCACACAUUCGUCCAAGUUUCCGAUCGAACGAGAACUUAUACUGUCGUCCAACAAAAACUCCUCCAAGAUCCCGCUGAUGCAGGACAACCGUAACACGAGCAUUCCGGCCCUACUGAACCGCUCGUCGACGUCCGCCAUCGGGCCGGAUCUGCCGGUGAAGCAAACGCAGGCAUGGAAUCAGCCCCAGAUGGAGGUGAUGCACCCGGGCAUGUCCGGUUCGAUGCCUCGCACGAUCGUGCGCUUUCCCGAGGACGUGACGGCGCUGGCGGCGGACCGAGAGGCGUCCGGUCGGGAAAAGGACACGGUGAAGAAGUCGGUCACCAAGACGUACCACACGCUCAAGGACCUCAUCUCGUCGAAGUUCAAAAAGGAAGGCCACGAUCAGGGCGACGAACUGAAUAACGUCACCUCGAUGCUACACGGCCACGGCCAAUCGAACGUGGCUGACCUCCAGGGCCACCAGCAGUUGCAUGCACUCGCUGCUGCUGCUGGUGGUGGUGGCAAUCAGAGCGGAUCGUACCUGUACAGUUCGGCGUCGGACAACAACUUGCUGCAGGCCCAGUCGAACCUGAGCGUCGGAUGGCCUUCGGCGAGCCCGAGCCACUCGCCGCUGUACUACCACAAAAAGUUUGCCGAUCCGGCCGACAGCUACGGUGACGUCGGUGGCCCCGUAAAUGGGCUGCGUGGCUCGAAGGCACUUUCGCAACCACAGCUCAACGCCGUUGCCGAGCAAAGCGGGGCGGCGAGCCGAUCGAACGUGAUCAGUAUGAUGCCGGGGGCACCGGUGGACGGGACCGACAGUGACGACGGUGGCUUUCGACAGCACAGCAGCCGGGGCCACAACCUGUCCCUGCCGAACGGCCAGCAGCAGGUCGGACGGUCAGCUCAGCAGCCUUCUUACGUGCAGAACUACCGUCACAAUCACACCCAGCAGCAGCACCAGCACCAGUAUCAGCAGGCCAAACAGGGUAGCUCGGGAGUUCAGUCGUUCAACACGCACACCACCGUGCUGGUUGGGGAGCAGUCGAUCCACCAACAUCAUCACGAGCACGGGGGCAUGCAGAAACACACCAUCUCGGUGGACAUCAACAACGUUUCGUCGGCGGACACACACCACCGGCACCACCAUCAGCAGCAGCAGGACGGUGGCUACGAGCCGGGAAACUACGACAAAAACGGUAACCACUCGUCGAACGUGGACUCCGGUCGGGGUAGCUCUUCGAUGGCCACCGCAACCGGUGAGGCGCUGAUGGACAAGGGCAAGAGCAAGUCCGACAACGAAUGGAUCGAUGUCGUGGACGUGGAGCUGCGGAACAUUCUCGAGCCGGGCAUGAAGUCGAUGAACAUACGGCCCGAAAGCACCCUGUCGGAGAGUGCGUCCUCGAUGUCACCCCCGUUGCCACCGCUGUCGCCGCACGACGGCUACAACAACCAGCACUCGAGUCAAGCCAACAACAGCAACCAGCACCAACAAAGCAAACCCGAGCGUCCGAGCGCCGGAAAGCAGCAGAAACAGGAGUACGGUAUGGACACGUACAAUCGGGCCAGCAAAAACCCGCAACCGAUCGGGCCGUCGAAAGGGCAACCAUCACCGAACACGAUCCAGAACUACAUGAACCACCUGAAGCUGUCCAGCAACAAGAAGCACGAACAGAAUGCCCUCAAAAAGCACCUAUUUGGACUGGACACGGACGCGGCGUCUGUUACCAACACGACCCGAUCGCUCGAUCUGGAGUCCCUGCUCGGCGGGCCCUGGGAUGGAGCACAGUCGGUGUCGGAGUCGGAAACUGAUGGCGGUGGCCUGCAGCAGAUUCGCAACCAGCUUGAGGGACUCGAAUCGAUGUACACCGAGGUGCUGAAGAUGCUGGGUAACCGGAUGGCCACGAACGAGUCGGCAUUGCGCUCCGCGAACCGAAGCCGCCGCCGGCACGGUAGCAUGUCCUCGCUGCCGUCCAGUUCGAUCAGUGGCCGACCGAUCCGUGAUCGGCGCCGGAUCGACGAGCGGCGGAAGGUGCGUGACAUCAAGGGCAUCAACAAGCGCUUCCAGCGGCUCGAGUCACACGUGGUUACGCUGGCCCGCAGCGUAGCGCACCUGUCGUCAGAGAUGCGCUCCCAGCACCUGGUGUCGCAGGAGCUCGAGGAACUGCGCAACGAUCUGGCGCUGCUGCGCUCGCAAUCGAUGCACAACCUGCCGCUGCAUGCGAGCGGGACGGUCGGUAACGUGAGCGGCAAUGCCCGGGAACCGAUCAACCUGACCAACCCGAAGCGGGUCAAGAAGCUGACCAAAUUCUUUGGCGAAGAUCCGCCGCUUAUGAAGCUGUUCCUCAAGAAGCUUGGCUACGAGAAAUAUGCGUCUAUCUUCGAGAGCGAGCGUGUCGGAAUGAUUGAGCUGCCGUACCUCGGCGAGGAGCGCCUCCAGAAGAUGGGCAUACCGUUGGGGCCCCGGCUGCGGAUUCUGCAGGAAGCGCAAAUUUCACUCUGCCGCGAUACGACUCUGUGCAUCGUCUGAUGCCCGGGAACCGUGAGAUCUAUCGAUUAAGUGAGCCAAAGAAAUAGAAUGCCGACCGUUCGCCUUUGGCGGGCGGAAAAAGUAGAGGUGUGUGUGUGUUUCCACGAAAAUUCCGCCCCGGCCCCCCGGGUUUUCGUGGAACAUACAUUCGCGAACAGGAGACAUAACCCCGUGACCCCCCACAUUCCAUGUCGUCGUCCACCGGGCA
Anopheles cruzii is the source of this 3028-nucleotide messenger RNA. RefSeq lists its product as uncharacterized. Gene Ontology annotation, molecular function: protein binding. The record is from RefSeq and is a predicted model, not a curated record. NCBI's taxonomy places the organism in Eukaryota, Metazoa, Arthropoda, Insecta, Diptera, Culicidae. The transcript is spliced from 7 exons. The coding region runs from base 1 to 2820 and encodes 939 amino acids.